ACACGACGGUUUCGAAGCAACACACGACACACAACACAACACAACACAACACAAAACGUCGAUACUAUCUUGGGUCGGUUGUUUGAAGAAUCGAAUAUCGAACAAAAGAUUAUUAUAAUUUUUACGAAUCGAAACCCCAUCGGGUAGCUCAAGCACCAAAAGCAUGGUGAUCGUGAACGACCUUGAAGUCCUUAUUGUUUCGGCAGAGGAUGAGAACAACACACCUUUCAAGGAACACAGAAAAGGCACCAAUACCUAUGUGGAAGCAGAACCGGAUGCCGAAUAUUUCAUCAGCAUCCGGAAGUUCAGGACCUCGGCAACUGGUCUCUAUUGCAAACUGUACGUCGAUGGCAAAGACCUUGAAUAUUACUUGGAUUGGGGAGCCCACCAUAUUGAUUCGUCUCCAGAAAUGCAUGGCAUUUGGUCCUACUCUAAGGGUGUUUCUACGGAUAAAGCAUUGCAGUUUGUCAAGGCGUCCUCCGUGAGUGGAGAUGCGGCAAUGGCCACAAUGGGGGAGAUUAGAAUGGAAGUCUAUGAAAGAAUUAAUCAUGGAAUUCAACGUUCAAGCCGUGAAGUCCAGCCUUCGUCGACCUUCAAAACAGCACCGUCCAUUCCAUUGGAUUGUUGUAAUAGUGUGACAAACAAGAAAAAUAUACGUACAAAAGAGGGGCAUCGUGAAAUAACAAAAUUGGUUGGGACAGGACCGAGUACUUGCUCUUCCAAAGGGGCUCAUCUGUACUCGAUACCGCUCUAUUACUGUGCCGCACCAGGGCUGAUUGCUGUUGGAGUUCUUCCAAAACCUCCAUUGUGGGAUCUUGAGCGGACCAUUAACCCGGCACAAAUCACACCCGCCGAGAAAAAGGAGCUGGAAAAGCUCGUACUUUCCGUAAAGCGCGAUCGGAAAGGCAACGAGAUCAUAGAACUCAGAGAGGAAGACGAAGACGAAGACGAUCCUGGCUGUUGCAGCAGUGGUCGCGAUAUCAACGAGGAAACCCCCGAUGUAUGCACGAAUGCACACAAAAUUGCCACGGACCUUUUGAAGAGGCCGAGGCUGUCUGUCACCCGUCGAGAUAUACCGGUAGAAGUGGUGUAUUUGUCGAAUCAAAACCGAAGAAACAUCGAAAAAGACGACGAACGGGCUGUGUUUUAAAAGAAAAAAUCGGAUGGUAUUGACAACCAACGUUUCCAAUUGGAAAUGAAUAAGCCUGGCGGAUCGAUAGAUCAUGAAUGCUUGGCACUUGUAUUUUUAAGUGGUGUCUACGACUGAAUGGCGUUGCUUCAGAGGUGAAAACGAAUGAAUUGCUCUUGCGCGUAGUUGCCAGUAUCUCGAAAAAUUGAAGUAACAGCGAUAGGCAAUCUAGAAAUAUGGUAGGGCCCGUCCCCUCUGCACAAGUAUCUUCACCAAAACCUUAAACUAAAGUUAUAUGCAUGCA
This is a messenger RNA of Pseudo-nitzschia multistriata, 1433 nucleotides long. The record is from the annotation of a GenBank genome assembly. Lineage: Eukaryota; Bacillariophyta; Bacillariophyceae; Bacillariales; Bacillariaceae.